AUGACCUAUAGGCAGCCUAUGGCAGAUCAUUAUAAAGUUCUAGGUGUAUCGAGUACUGCUUCUCGCGAAGAACUUAAAAGCUGCUACCACAACUUAGUUCGAGAACAUCAUCCAGAUAAGUCCUCUUCUCAAGAUGGUUCGAAUUUUUGUCAAAUUCAGGAAGCCUGGGAAGUGCUGAGUGACGACAAUCGCCGAAGGCAGUAUGAUGCUGAGAUUAAAGCAGCAGAGCUAAAGACGGUCCAUCCUGUGCAAGAAGAAGUCAGUUUGCACGAAAUGCUAUUCGACCAAGAUCUAAAACAGUACCAAAAAAUCUGUAGGUGUGGCGGAUCUUAUGUUUUUGAUGAAUCUGAUGUUUGUGAACAAUAUCUGCUAGUAGACUGUGAUAAUUGUUCUCUGAGCAUUGUUGUUGAUUGCAUUCAUAAAUCAUCUUGA
This is a messenger RNA of Parasteatoda tepidariorum (common house spider), 432 nucleotides long. Its product is annotated as dnaJ homolog subfamily C member 24. NCBI's taxonomy places the organism in Eukaryota, Metazoa, Arthropoda, Arachnida, Araneae, Theridiidae. Gene Ontology annotation, biological process: positive regulation of ATP-dependent activity. Gene Ontology annotation, molecular function: ATPase activator activity; ferrous iron binding. The record is from RefSeq and is a predicted model, not a curated record.